AUGUUCUCCUCGUCGACUGCAAAGUUGGGGGACGGGACGGCAGUAUUCUACACAGAUAGUGGCCCGCCGCCAUCAUCGAGCGACUACACCACGCUUGUAAUAAUCCACGGAACUGGUUUUAAUGGCCAUGGUUUCGAACAUAUCCAUGACCUCGCUCAUGAACGCAACCUUCGCACCGUCGCUAUCAAUCGGAGGGAGUACCCCGGUUCAACAGCGUACAAUGACGAAGAAUUGAGCUUCAUGAAAAAGAACCCUCAAGCGCAUCUCGAGAGCCUUGCUCAGUUUAUUUCUUUGUUCCUUGUAGCCUUCAUCGAGGAGCACUCCAUCCCCAAAGCGUACGAGAACUACACAAAGGGAGGAUUAGUGGCAUUGGGCUGGUCGACUGGAUGUAGCAUGCUUGUCUCGAUGCUCUCGAAUGCGAGCGCCGUGUCACCACAGUCGCGUACAAUCCUCGAACCCUAUCUCUCAAACAUCGUUCUCUACGAUCCUAGCCGAAUCUACGGUUUCACUCCUCUGGAUCGCCCAACGACUGCGUACACACCCUGGUUGGAUCGCGACCUGAAAACAACAAUGGAGAUGGGGAUUGCAUUCAAGGAUUGGGUCAGCAGUUACUACGACCCUCCUCCGCCAGCCUGGGAUGGGUUGAUAGCGAAUUUAGAUCACCAGCGGAAACGCACGCCGAAAUCGUCUACAGACUCAUGGACGCAAGCAGAUAUUCAGCGAUUCUGCAAUUUUGAAGCAGUAGCGAGAACGGAUACUCCACUGAAUGGGGCAAUCAUGAGCGCAAUGGCUGGUGAAACGCAUCGCGCCCUCUUUGAUGAAAAACUCGUGCAGACAUACUUUCCUCGGGUCAAAGUUACUGUUAUAUCCUGCCGCCAGUCGGUCUGGCUCUGUCUCUGGGUUACCAAUCGAACACAGACACUGCACGAUGAGUUCGUGAGGCGAGGCAAAAAGAUUCGACAGACUCAAUUCAUCGAUGUUGAAAAAGCAAACCAUUUUUACCAUCUUGACGAUCCGAGUGGAUUCCUUGACACCGUAGUGCAAUCAAUCAAGUAG
Molecule: messenger RNA, 1056 nt
Organism: Pleurotus ostreatus (oyster mushroom)
Lineage: Eukaryota; Fungi; Basidiomycota; Agaricomycetes; Agaricales; Pleurotaceae
Exons: 5
Coding region: 1-1056 (351 amino acids)
Source: RefSeq, a predicted model, not a curated record